AAGAAGAGUCUCAACUCUCAACCAUGAGAACUAGCUGCUACCUAAGUUUCCCCCCUUCUACUUCAAACGCUUCUCUCGUCCCCACAAAGCCACCUCAAGUUUCACUGGUGAAAAACGAAAGAUGUUGGAGAAGGCAAUGCGUAGUGGUGAUGGGAGUGGCAUCGUGUUGCACCAUAAUUGGACUAGAAAUGUGCAAUUCAGUGGCACUGCCUCAUGAAGCCGUUGUUUCGGAGGAGAGUGUGACGGUGUUAAUUGUCGAAGAGGUAUCAAAUAAUUCAUCACUUUCCAACGUUGGUGCCAAAUGGAGUGAGAAAAGAACGUGCCCACCUUGGCGUGGCAACUCGCUUGAAACCAUCGUGCCGGAGAAUCUUCCACGGCCAUCCGCACGGCGGAGAUAUGAGUCCGUUCGUUCCACUUCCAAGACUGCGCCGCCGCUUUCAGCACCCAUCAAACUUCAAAGCAACAAGGGCAACUGCUUCUCUAUGUGA
Abrus precatorius (Indian licorice) is the source of this 488-nucleotide messenger RNA. RefSeq lists its product as uncharacterized. The coding region runs from base 24 to 488 and encodes 154 amino acids. NCBI's taxonomy places the organism in Eukaryota, Viridiplantae, Streptophyta, Magnoliopsida, Fabales, Fabaceae. The transcript is spliced from 2 exons. The record is from RefSeq and is a predicted model, not a curated record.